AAAUUCGGGCAGCGAUUUAAUAAAUUGGAAGAUUUUGCUGAUUCAUAGUAGCAGCAUGACCAGUAUAGUUGGAUUCAUGUAUCUUUUUACACACGUGACCGAAGUAUCAUACAAGCUCAGACAGCACCUACCACAGGAAUCUUUGUUUUAAGGAUUACAAAAACGAAAAGCCAGACAAAUAGUACGUCUACCCAAAUUAGUCCAAAUUACGCUCUACGUCAGUUAUUCUCUUCCACAAAGUUCCUUCAAUUAGAAAAAGAUAAAAAACAUAAUAAAUGCGUCCACAUAGUGCAACAGGCACUGAUGUAGUCAAUCUAGUGACUGUUAAUAAUUCAUCGAUUUUUCACCAAACGUCACUGUCAUUUUUGGUUCUACUCAGAGUGGUUAAUCGCAGUUUUUCGUUGUUUUAUUCAAGUUUUCUAUUCAGUUCUUCGUAAAGUUCGUUGGUUGUUAGUAUUCUUGUUUCGUUGUCCUAUUUUUUGUUUUGUUAUCUUAUUUAUUGUUCGUGUUUGGUCUACAACAUGCCGGGUAAACCUUUGAGUUCUCGUGCCCAGGACAUGGUGUCCAACCUUAUAGAGUGUUUUGCUCUUGAGAAGGAAAACGAUGGGCCUUUAAUCUCACUAAAUGCUGUAGAACAACGAGUUGCAGAUGCUCUAGGCGUAACUCGCCAAACGGUUUCGAAGAUUAAAGCUCGAAAAGAAAGACUGGGCGUGCUUCCCAGUCCAACAAAAUCAAGGCCCAAUCGGAAAGCACCGAAAACAAAAGACCUGCCUGAGCCUAUAAAAAUGGAAAUCCGCAGCACAAUUUAUGACAUGUGUAAAAACAAAAAAGAUAUUACUCUGAAGACCUUAAACGCAGAGUUGAAGAGAAAACAAAUAGUUCAUAUGAGUGUGAGUUCUCUUCGACGUCUGUUGUUGCUUAUAGGCUUUAAAUACAAAAAAGAUGAUAACAGGAUAGUGUUGAUGGAGAAACCGCAUAUUGCUGGACAAAGAACUCACUUUUUGCGAAAAUACAAAGAAAAAACCUAGAAUCCGAUUUUAAAAGAGAUGUGAUAUUCUUAGACUUACGUGCAGGAGGGAAAGCGAGAUUUGUUGAAAAUACUGGAUUGAUAUUUGCAUCAAUGUCAAAUCUACUUGAUUAUCAUGGGGAAAUGAAUGCAGAUAUGUUUACUAAAUGGUCUAAUGAAAAGUGUGGAAGCUAUCAGUAAAUAAGUGUGAUGGAAAUGUUUGGCAAACAUGUAUUGAACACACGGAGAAACUUAUCAAUGAAUGGAGUGAACGGGAAAUAUUAUUGGAAGCAACAGUACCACAAAUUAUAAUAGAAGUUGGAAAUGACUCUGAUAGCGAUACAAGUGAAGAGGAAUUGUCGUAGUUAUUAAUUCUUGUUGACGUUAUUUUGGAUGAAUGAACAAUGUUCCACAGAAAUUCUGCAACGAACCAAUUCAAGCGAAGGCCUUCGUUGGUAGUGUUGGAUGUGGACAAGCAUUACGCAGAAAAGAACCCACGCUGAUUGUUGGCGGAAAUGAAACACAAAGACGAGAGUACCCUUGGCAGGUCGCAUUAUAUCGAUCAUCUGAUAAAGAAUUACUUUGUGGUGGAACUUUACUAAAUCAGAGAGUUAUUCUAACAGCGGCACACUGUAUAGCAGAUAAUAAAGGCAAACUUCGACCAAAGGAACAGUAUGUGGUUGCCGUUGGUAAAUAUUUUCGUCAAUACGACCACCCCGACGAUGCUGCAGAUGCACAGUUUUCUUCUGUGUAUGACAUGUAUAUUCCUCGGCAGUACAAGGCGUCUAUUCAGCAUUACUUUGGCGAUAUUGGUAUUAUAGUUACGACGAAAAUUUUUAACAUUUCUGCCAGUGUUCGACCUAUAUGUGUUAUGUGGGAGUCAAAGCGCUAUCAAGUGCUGGCAGAUCCUAGUAGACAGAAAUACGCUUACGUCAGCGGCUGGGGUUACACCGUAGAGGACACACAUCUUUCUGAUGUACUUAGAUAUUUAAAAGUUCCGCUUAUCACCGACGAAGACUGCAAUCAGAGAUUACCCGAAGAUGUCAUCGAAUACAUAACUGAUGAUAAGUUAUGUGCAGGCUUUUUAAAUUCUAGUACUUCGGUUUGUAAAGGUGACAGCGGUGGAGGUCUCAUUGCCAAAUACAAGAAACGCUAUUAUAUCAUCGGAACUGUCAGCAUUUCACCCCAAGCAGAAUCGACAUACGGUAGCUGUAACAGUCAAACAUACACUCUCUACACGAGGUUUUCGUAUUAUAUUGAAAGCUUCAUACUGGAAAAGGAAGCUCGAUUUAGACCGCGUCUGGAUUGUCAAGAUCCUCUUAAUUGUAACGACGAUAUUCUACCGGUUACGGAAUCCCCACCAACAGAACCAACAACAGAAACUGCUACAGAAUCUUCUGGAAGUAAUCGCUGCAUUUUACCAAAUCAACCUGAAUUUGGAAAGUGGAGUAUCCUUGGAGCAACUAAAGCACUGGAACCUGGAACACCAGUAACAUCAGGAACUGUUUUAAAACUAGAAUGUAACGAACGUUUUAGGAUGGAGGGUCAAAACUUAAUAUACUGUGACAAAAGUAACAAGUGGUCAUCUGAACUUGGUCAAUGCUUGAAAACUUGUCCACCGAGAGUAAGUACUCCAACCAUGCAAGUUACAUGCGUCUACAGGGAGAAAGAGAUUGAAAACUGUACUGAACCAGUUGAAGGUACUAUCGCUAAAUUUCGGUGUGCUCCGUUUUAUGAAGAUUUACAGUUAAAAAAAAGGCCUGUUCAUAUCUGUAAUGAUGGUACCUGGGACCAGCCACUUCCAGAGUGUGAACCGAUUUGUGGACAAAAAACUGUAGAAGCUACUCAGUUAAUUAUAAGUGGAAGUAAUGUGACCAAAGGAGAUUAUCCCUGGAACGUGGCUUUGUACACCAAAAAUGACAGGUUGCUUAUAUGUGGUGGAUCACUUAUAAGUCGAAGAAUCGUGGUUACAGCCGCCCACUGUAUCUCGGAUGAAAACGGAAACUUGCUUGAUAAGGCAAACUAUGUCAUAGCUGUUGCAAAAUACUAUAGAAACUUUGAGGACCGUCGAGACCACAACGAAGCACAAUUUUCAGAGUUAGAAACCAUGUUUAUUCCCGAAAAUUAUCGAGGCGAUGUUCAGAAUUUCAUGGGUGAUAUUGCCAUAUUAGUGUCUAAGAAAACCUUUACCCUUUCACGAAGAGUUCAACCUGUGUGCUUAGACGUAAAUCAAAAUUCCAAUAUAGCUGCAGACGACAUGGGUUACGUAAUUGGGUGGGGUUACACCGUUGAACAUGCGAUCCCGUCAGAAGUUCCGAAAGAACUAAAAAUUCCUUUGGUUUCUCAGUUAAACUGCCAAAAUAAUUUACCAGAAGACUACGAGAUUUAUCUCACUUUUGACAAAAUUUGUGCCGGAUACCUCGACAAGGAAACGUCAAUAUGUAAAGGAGAUGGUGGUGGAGGAUUGGUAUUUAAACAUAAUGGUAGAUAUUAUCUUACUGCCGUCGCCAGUCUAUCUCCUGCUUCACCUACUACGUUGGGAGGCUGUGAUAGCCAGAACUAUGGUCUCUACACUAAAGUUUCUAAUUAUAUGAAUUCUUUUAUUUUGUCAAAAUUAGCUGAAUUUAAGGACUAAAUCUUACAUCUCACUUUAAUAUAGACUAAAACUAUCACUAUUUAUAAGGCGUUAACACGAAGAAAUAAAAUUCGUGAAACAAA
Molecule: messenger RNA, 3724 nt
Organism: Zophobas morio
Lineage: Eukaryota; Metazoa; Arthropoda; Insecta; Coleoptera; Tenebrionidae
Product: modular serine protease-like
Exons: 17
Coding region: 1404-3641 (745 amino acids)
Biological process (GO): proteolysis
Molecular function (GO): serine-type endopeptidase activity
Source: RefSeq, a predicted model, not a curated record